AAAAAUCUGAGUUUUCGGUUUUUUACGAGUAGUAAUGACUUGGUGCCCAUUGGCAUUACUCUCGAUCUCCUCAUCAGCCCACCACAGUUAACUAGUUGCUGGAAGUUGAACUCUUUCUACAAAUAAUUGAUUCCACGGCUCUCUCCCAAUGGCAGAGAUCGACGGAAUUGAAGCCGGGCGGCGCUUGAAGAGACAUCAUGACGCCCUUCUAGCGGACAUGAAUCCCAUCAAGGUGAUGGACCAUUUGAUGACUCCAGACCUUCUGAAAGACGAAGUCGUGCAGAAUGUCAGUGCAGCGACGAGAGAGCACGGUCAGAUCGAGGGGUCGAGGAGGCUUCUCGAAUACUUGCGCCCGCUCGUCAGACACCAACCGAGAGCGCUGGACGAAAUAAUCGCGGCGCUCCGAAGGGCAAGCACGGAGCACUUGGCAGACCUGCUGGCGCAGCCUCUCUCCCCGAUCCGCCCAGAGCUGGAGCUAGGAAAGGAAGCUGCACUCGAGGAGAUGAAUAGAGGCAAUGGCAACGCCGACAUGCAAGUGGCACGACAGGGAAGUUCUCUCAAGCGUCGAUCCGAUGACUGGAGCACGGCGUCAUCUCCGAAGAGAGCGAUCAGGGAAGAGUCCCAAACAGAUGAAUCAAACUUCGCACAGGAAACUCUGGAUCCCACUAGUGGGCAGCCUGGCGAUGCCUCGUGUGGGGCUGACGACAGUCUUUGUGAUGUGGGUGGUGAUGAUGCUCAUGAAGAGCGUAACAAUGAUAUUCAAACUAAAAGCAUACGCACGCGCUGGACGAACCACAAGUGAGCUCCGCCGGAGGCGGUGGGGCCAGUCUCAAUCCGUGUCAUUCCGAGGGUCACUCAAAGUACAACGUCAGUGAUAAAUCUCCGCUCGAUGAGCCCCCAAAUGCCUCAGUCGAAGCGGUUGAAAUGACAGCGACAGACUGGCGACUUGAGCAAAUCUGCGAGCAAUGCUCUGGCAAAUGGCAGCAAUUGGCCAGGAGCAUACGGACAACGUAUAAUGGUAACACCGGAUUCUUUGAACCGAGCAAAGUGGAUGAAAUUGCGAAGGACGGUGGUGGAUGUAGGAACUGCUGUCGCAAAAUGCUGGACCAUUGGGUGACGAAUGCGGAGGACAAGUCAUCGAAAAUCCUUAAGCAGGCAAUGUACGAUGCUGGAUAUAGACGGGCUGCUGACGACAUUUUCGGAGUUUAAGGAAUGAGUGGCGUUGAACUGUAAGCUUGUCACUGAUACUCAGUCUUCCGGUUCAAGUGUUAUCGAUGUACAAAGAACUAACAAACAAUCGAGUAAUGCCAAGUGCAUACUUCUGCUUGGUGAUUUUCUUUUCUUCUUUUAAUAAUAUUAUGUACUUGUUAAAUAUAUUUUACACGGAAACUUGACCUUCAUGUAUUUUGAAUUUUCCUUCUUUACAUGCGUAUGUACUGCCAGUUAAAGUUUUUUUUCUUCUGCAGAAAACAAUCAUUAGCAGUAGAGAAUUCCUGUAGGACGAGACCUCAUGAAUAAAACCAUGGUGGUAUUUGUAUGGGUAGCUUGUAGGGUGUCUAUGUUGCUCAGUGCGGAUUUGAACUAUUUUGCUUAUGCUGUGUUUGCUUUGUUCAUUUUGGUGUUUUUAGUCAUUUCUACUUCUUUUGAAGUAUAUAUACUAACAUUAUAGUAUUUUAAUAGGAAGCUACGAUGAAAUUGGUUAUUGCAUACAUACAGAUAGUUGUUCUAAGUACUUAGUACUUAGUGCAGUUGCAAUCGAAUUUAUACCUGUGUA
Molecule: messenger RNA, 1774 nt
Organism: Sycon ciliatum
Lineage: Eukaryota; Metazoa; Porifera; Calcarea; Leucosolenida; Sycettidae
Exons: 5
Coding region: 149-802 (217 amino acids)
Biological process (GO): regulation of apoptotic process
Source: RefSeq, a predicted model, not a curated record